CUGAAAAUACCACGGAUGGCCGCCCCCACUGCUUCCAAGUUAUGUCUCAGGGGCUGGCCUCAUCAUUCUCGGUCCGCGAUGAGCGCUGCGCGGUGUUAUGCGGUUAUGCCAGGGCCUAAGCCCUUACCAUUAAUCGGAAACUCUUGGAGAUUCGCUUUAGGGUUAAAACCAUGGCGGACUGCAGCUUUAGAUGUGACACUGUGGACUUUGAAGGCGUUAGCCGGUGAUAAUGGUGCAGCGAAGGUAGCCAAGUUGUUUGGGCAUCCCGACCUGGUGUUUCCAUUCUGCGCUGAGGAAACUGCGAGGAUAUAUAGAAGGGAAGAUGCGAUGCCGCACCGAGCUGUAGCGCCAUGUUUGAAACAUUACAAACAAGAGUUGAGAAAGGACUACUUUGGCGACGAGCCUGGUCUGAUUGGAGUCCACGGCGAACCAUGGUCACGGUUCAGAUCCAAAGUGUCCAAAGCCUUAGCUGCUCCGGAGGCUGCACGAGCAACAGUCCCAGCAUUGGAUCAUGUCGCUGAAGAUUUUGUUAACAGGAUGGAAAACAUUGUAGAUGGCAAUCGCGAGCUUCCUGAGGACUUCCUCACAGAACUUUACAAAUGGGCGCUCGAGUCCGUAGGAGCGUGGGCCCUUGGGACCAGAUUAGGCUGUUUAAGCGACGACGACGCUGAAGCAAAGGAAAUCAUCAGAUGCAUACAUGGCUUCUUUCACAGCGUGCCAACCCUGGAACUAUCUGCUCCAUUGUGGCGAAUAUACUCCACAGACGCGUACAAGAUUUACAUUGAGGCGCUUGAUGCCUUCAGAUCGCUCUGUUUGAAAAGAUUGACUGAUAAAGGCAUAUGUGCCACCAUCGCUAAGAAUUCAGGGGAGAAAGUGGCUGCUAUAUUGGCUUUAGAUUUGAUGCUAGUGGGCGUGGACACGACCGCAGCAGCGGCUGCAAGUACCAUGUACUUGCUGGCGAUCAAUAAGCGAGCUCAGGAUAACUUGAAGCGAGAGCUGGAUAGCAAUCUCCCCUCACACAGAACACUUACAAGCAAAGACUUGGACAGACUGCCAUAUCUACGCGCCUGCAUAAAGGAGUCUUUGAGAAUUAAACCUGUAAUCUUGGGAAACGGGCGCUGUCUACAAUCGGACGCUGUCAUAUCAGGCUACGAAGUUCCUAAAGGGUCUCACGUGGUGUUCCCGCACUACAUCCUAUCGAACGAAGAGCGAUAUUUCCCGUCGCCCGAGGAGUUUGUACCAGAACGUUGGUUACGCGAUGAUAUCCCUGUUGAAGAUGGCUGCCCUGUGAAACAUGCAGCCGAGAAUUCGGAGCAUGGUACAAAUACCGACUAUGAUCUUAGCAGGGCGUCGGCUGUAUGGCGUAAGCAGAAGGAAGUGGGAAUACAUCCGUUUGCAUCGCUUCCUUUCGGCUUCGGUCGGCGAAUGUGCAUCGGGAAAAGAUUCGCUGAAGCCGAACUACAGCUUUUGUUGGCAAAGACAUUCCACCGAUAUAACGUAAAUUGGCGUUAUGGCGAGCUGACUUACAGCGUCACUCCAACAUACGUCCCCAACGAACCCCUAAAAUUUACUCUCCAGCCGAGGAAUAAGAAUUAAUCUUAAUUAUUUAUAAGUUUAGACUAUCUGAAUCAUUGGCCAAAGAAAAUUGAAAGAAUAAUAAUGUCGCAAUGUAUUGUAAUUAUGGAAAAUAUAAAAAUAUUUAAUAUAACUACGAGGCUAAGACGUUUAAAUAUCGUCAUUGUUAUGCAAACAAUCUUUUAUUUAAAUGUCGGAACAUACUUAACAUUUGCAUGUUACUAGAAUAUCUACCUAAGAACACGUGCAAUUUAACUGACUGCUAAGUUUUUUACUUAUCAAAUAAAGAGGGUGAAUGUUUCGCUACUAUCGUUUUUAAAAGGUC
Plodia interpunctella (Indianmeal moth) is the source of this 1900-nucleotide messenger RNA. RefSeq names its product probable cytochrome P450 49a1. Lineage: Eukaryota; Metazoa; Arthropoda; Insecta; Lepidoptera; Pyralidae. The transcript is spliced from 7 exons. The record is from RefSeq and is a predicted model, not a curated record. The coding region runs from base 16 to 1596 and encodes 526 amino acids. Gene Ontology annotation, molecular function: oxidoreductase activity, acting on paired donors, with incorporation or reduction of molecular oxygen; monooxygenase activity; iron ion binding.